CCUGCCUGCCUGCCUGCCUGCCUUCCGCCACCCCCAAGCCCCUUCCAGCUCCAGCCUGUACCGCCCUCCCACUCACCAAAACCGGACUCCGUAUGUCCAGACGCGAGCCUACUACUCCCAAGACAAAUGCACUCAUAGUUUUGCCCGAAGAAAAAAAAAAAGUUGAACUCUAAAAGUAGGCUACGGUAGUCAGCGGCAGAGCUGUGUCGGAUAAGUUUUUUUUCUCUUCUUUGCCCCCAGUUUUCGGCCCCGCGGCGGGGCAGGACAGCAAGGGCGGACCGGGGGGAGGAAAAGGAGACCGUAGGAUGUGGAUCUGGUUCCUUCUGCUCGGUUCGGGGUCAGGCUCAAGAACAGUUGAGAGCCAGCUUCUCCCAGGGAAUAACUUCACCACGGAGUGCAACAUCCCUGGAAACUUCAUGUGUGGAGAUGGGAAGUGUGUCCCAGGUGGGUGGCAGUGCGACGGAUUGCCCGACUGCUUUGACAAGAGCGACGAGAAAGGCUGUCCUAAGAUCAAGUCAAAGUGUGCCCCUACAUUCUUCGCCUGCGCUAAUGGGGUCCAUUGCAUCAUCGGACGCUUCCGCUGUAACGGCUUCAGUGACUGUCCUGACGGGAGCGACGAGGAGAACUGCACAGGCAACCCCUUGGUUUGUUCGGAGGCUCGCUUCAAGUGUCGAAAUGGCCACUGUGUGGACCGCAGCUUCUUGUGUAACGGCCAGGACAACUGUCAGGACAACAGCGAUGAAGAGCUCUGCCUAACUACAGCAGAAGCUCCGGGGCAGGACUUUGUGACACUGGACUAUCGUCUGCGCUACUACCCCAGCAUCACCUAUGCCGUCAUUGGCAGCGCAGUUAUCUUCGUCCUGGUGGUGGCAUUGCUGGCCCUGGUACUCCAUCACCAGAGGAAGCGGAGCGUCCUGCUGCCCAGAGGGGUAAGAGGGAGCUCACACCACCACCACCACCACCAGCCCCUGCUGCUCUCCCGUUUGGUCAUUUUGGACCGGGGCCACGUCCAUCCUGGAGGUCCUGGUCUUUCCCCCGGCUCACCCGCCGCAGGAGGCCAGUAUAGCUCAACUCCUCAAACACUGCAGCUGCUGUCUGGGACCCUUUAUCCCUCUGGCCUCUCCAUGGACUCACCUCCAUCAUACUCACAAGCUGUUCUGGAUGUCAGUCGGCCUCCCUGGUUUGAUCUUCCUCCUCCUCCAUACCUCUCAGAUGGGGAGCUUCCAUCAGAGGGCGAGCUGCCUCAAUACGAGGGCCCACAAGACCCUUUGAGCUACCCCAGAGCAAAUCCCUCGGCACCCUCCACACCCAGAACUGUGGCCUCAGGCACGCAGCCGAGUUCGAACCCCAGAGAGGAGUCGGCUCAGCUGUAGCCUCUCUCUUGGUAGAACUAGUUAGAACUCAGAGACUGCAGGACUGAAGGACCAGGCUGCAGGGCCACAGGGCCAGGUCAGCCCACAGCAGAGACCUGCUGAGGAAUCAACAAGGAUUAAGAAACUGUACACUCAACGGUGUCCUUAACUCGCUGCCCAUCGGCUCACUGAAGCACUGGACUGAGACAAGCUCAUCCUGCUAGACUGAUCUAGUAUGUUGGCCCCCCCUGCUGGAUCCAUGGUUGCACUAAAUCCAAAUCAGUUACAUCCAUUCUAUACUUCACAUUUCACUUAUACAGUGUUUUCCAUAGUGGGGUUUAUAUGAGAUUUGUGUUGUGUUCAAUUUUAAAUAUCUGAAUUCUAGAUUAAUUCUAUACUGUUAAGGAUUACUGCUAGAUUUGAUGAUUUGCUGUACUUAGAUAACUUAGCAAUGACAUGUUGAAGCCUUAUUCUUACUGAAGUUGAUUCACUUUUAAGAUGAAGACGAUACAGUAGUGUUGUGUAAUUUUUAAUAGUUUAAAAGAACACAUGCUGUUGUUUAAACAAGAGCCGCUCAAUAAGAGGUACUCAAUUUGGCUACAUUGGACUUGUUAUUGUAGAAAAAUUACAUUUUGCAACUUCUUUAGUGGUACUUCAAAGUAAACCUACACUAUCAAAGAGUCUUUGAGAAAAGGUCUGAAUUAUUUCUAGAUCGGAAGUGGAGGGUUUUUUUUAGAAAACAAUUUCAUCAAUACUGUUUCUCUUGUUUUCAUUUGGUUAAAUUCAAGCUAAAAUGUGAAAAGGACCAUUGACAUUUUUAAAUACUGUAUUGGAGUAGAAAUUAAAUAUAUAUAUACAAGUAUAUAUCCUUACCAAGUGAGUUGCAUACAUCAUUCCUCGGAGUAGAGAAUCCCCUCUCUACUAACUAUUACAUUUCUGUUUGAAGACCAAUUGUGUUUUUAUGUAGACACAAAACAGAAAUGUCAAUUAUUUUGUUGAUGCCUUAUUGUGUGCCAGUUUGACGCCAUAGUCACUUUGUAUGUGAUUUGUUUUCGGGCACAAAUAGCCUAUUUAGAACCUCUUAAGACAACAGCCUGGUUAUUUCACAUAACAACAUUCAUUUAAGAAUAUCAUCUCUUAGAUCAGAUUUUGCUUGAGAUUUUUUAAUGUAUAUAACUCUGGGUCAUUUUCGAAAAUCCUCCUCAGUAGUAUUAGACAACAACCAUCAAAUCCAUAUCUGAAGGAUCUAUGUUUAUAAAUUUGAUAAUGUCUGUUAACCUUUUCUCGUUCAUUUCAAAGUGUUCAACACUGUAAAUAGGAGGUCGGGCAAGUAGAGACAUCUAUUUAGAAGUAGAGUUUAAAGUGAGACAUGUGUAAUGUAGUUGUGCUUUGGACCUUUCUUUUCCAUAAGUAGUAAUGCAGGCGUAAGAGAAACAAUCAAACCAAAGAUAAUCAUUAUUAACCUUAGCCCAAGGAUAUUACCCUCCAAAGGAUUGAUUAUGUGUCACAACAAUUGUUUGUACCUUUUUUAUAUUAAAAUGUACAACGCUGUAUUGAGUAAAAACAGAGUUAAUGUAAUUUGCUGUAGAACUGGAAAGCUUUUCUCAGGACAAAAUGAAUGCCAGUCUGUCUGUUCUGUUGUUUAUAUCUUGGUUUUGUUUUAAGGAAUGUUAAAGAUCAAAUUCCCUUUUUUUCUGGUUUGAACUCAUGAAGUUGACUUUUUACAUAUUUGUUUGCCCAUCGUGAUCUUUUUAUCCCUUGUAUUCUGUAUAUUGAAAGUAAUAUAAAAUUCUGACUCUGA
Anoplopoma fimbria (sablefish) is the source of this 3153-nucleotide messenger RNA. RefSeq names its product low density lipoprotein receptor class A domain containing 3 (gene ldlrad3). Gene Ontology annotation, molecular function: protein binding. Lineage: Eukaryota; Metazoa; Chordata; Actinopteri; Perciformes; Anoplopomatidae. Gene Ontology annotation, cellular component: plasma membrane. The coding region runs from base 306 to 1373 and encodes 355 amino acids. Gene Ontology annotation, biological process: receptor-mediated endocytosis. The record is from RefSeq and is a predicted model, not a curated record. The transcript is spliced from 6 exons.